AUGAAGCCUGCGGCUGCGAAGUCGAAGAACGUGAAGCCAGCAGAUUCUUUGCCUGGAGAUGCUGACACGAGCCGAAAGCUGCAGCAGCUGGCCAUCGAACUGGAAAGCGGCCUGCGUACCAGAAGUCGACGCUCGGCAUCCCAGACCUCUCGGGCUUCAUCUCGGUCCGGGAGAAGUCCAAGUGCUGCUUUGGUCGAGGCGAAAGCGGAGGAGCUGCGAGCUGCACGAGCUGGGAACCGACUCGCAUCGAGACACUCCGAAACAGGAGCUCUAAGCGCAGCUGCGCCGAGUCGAUUGUCGGCUUCAAGAGCCCGUACGCCUUCCUUCAGUGAUCCGUCCGGCUCUACUCCGAAUCAGGCUCGCCGGCCAUUGGGGGACACUCAAAGAUCGGCCAUUCAGCCCGGACAGCCAAAGAAUGCCAAGAGUUCCGGAGACCAGCUCGAAAUCACUGCAUCGCACAAGCCUGAAGAGCGAUACUCUGAUAGAUCUUCACUGUCGUCGAUCCGAUCCGAUGCGCACUCCAGAAAAGAUCGUGCAUCCUCGAAAAGUGCACAUCGCCCAGAGGACACGCCAGGGACCCCAGCUAGAGACAAGAGCUCAAGAGGCUCUGAUGACCAAGACGCAGCCCGACCCGGUGGCAGAUCUUCAACCAAAGAAGCUCGAAGCAGUCAUUCGCGUCAGCUACAAGCAACAGCGGCGACGAAAGCCUCCAGACCUUCCAGCGACCUUGACCACUCUUCUGUUCGGGCAGACCGGACGCCGAAAGGCAAAACGCCAGCUGAAGACGCGCCGACAACCACAGAAGAAGCUUCUGAGCCUGCUGCUCGUCGGCCGUCCUCCAAAAGUGUGCAUGCUGACCAGGGGAGAGUACUCGAGCAAGACCAUGCGAGAUUGACUUACACAGGUGCUGGUGACACGCCUGCGCCACUUGCGGGUCAAACAGUUGACAUUGCUGCACAGGAGGCAGAAAUGAGCUCGACAGAAGUGAUGACGGUGGGGGCUCAAGCAAGCGCGGAAUCGGACUUGCAGGCCACCAGACCCUCCUACGACGGCGCUGCAGCACUGAGGGGAGCAUCUGAAGAGCAUGCCGCUGGCGAGGUGGAUGCCUUCGAAGCAGAGGGAUCACAGCCAGUGGCGCAAUCGGCACAUGCCGCAGCGCAGGCAGCAGAACUGGGCUCGGCAGAGCUGCUGGCGACGGGGGCAGAAGCAAGCUCCGAAUCCGACUUGCAGACCACCAGACAGUCCCAUGACGGCGUUUCUGGAGGUCUCGAAACAUUCGAGCUCUCAGCUCAAUCGGGGCAUCCUGAUGGUGGGGUCGGUUCCAGUGAUGGCACCCAGCCUCAGGAGUUCGGGCAAAGAACUUCGCAAAGCAGGAUCUCCGAGGAGGAUUUCGAUGGUGAAGGCACUGGUGCUAGGAAUGACGUAACGUUUCUUGCGCACCGUGUCGCCAGUUAUAUGGCAGACAGAAUGACCAGAUGUGAUCCAGCGAGCCUCCUCGCUGCCUUGGCGUGGUUCCAACUUUCGCGUGAGAAGAGCCCGCGACCUCGACCCGACUUCGCCAGAGCUUUCACCCUUCGGCUGGGGAGCCUCGGUAGUGAAACCUGGCGGACGGCUGCGUGGGCGAUCCGAUGGUUCGAGCUGCAGAGGCAUCUGAACCGAGCGCGGUCUCUCGCUCUGGCGGCGGCACGGAAGCACCACGCAGUGGACAAUGCCACCAGCGCUGUGAGCCAUUUGCUGGAAGCCGCUUUCUGGGUGGUGCGCUGGUUCGAGGUCUAUCGGAAGGUACACAUCGCAAGACAGGCGGCGCUCUACGUUGCCCGCACGCAGCAUGCUGCUUCGAGAAAGCCGGGCGGAAUUGUGAGCAACUACCUGGUAACUGCAACUUGGGCGCUGAGAUGGUUCGAGUUGAACCGCCAGCGGUACGACGUUUCUCGCUUCGUGGUUUUCGCCGGAAACAUGGCCCACGUGGGCAACAGAGCCGUGGCCGUCAGUUGGGCUUUGCGUUGGUUUCAGUGGCAGAGCCAGCAGGGCCAGCGGAGUCGAAGAGCGGACCAGUUGGCCCAGAAAUAUGCAGCUACUCUUGGAGAUGCUGGCCGCGCUUUGGCAGCCGGCUGGUUUCGCUCAUGGCGUCAUUGGCUUGAGAGGAAGCGGGCCGCUGAUGCGAUGGCAAAGAAGUAUGCUUGGAUGCUCAAUACCUCAGUGCAGGCGGUGGCAAUGAGCUGGUUCGAGCACUUCAGGAUCAUCCAGACAGACAGGCGCGAUGCUGCUGGAGCCGACGCAGCAGCCGAUCGGCGUCGGAAGCUUGCCAAGUCUUUGGGCAAGCGAUCGGGUGGAGAUGCAUUGUGGGUUGCCCGGAGCUGGUACCGCAGCUGGAAUCUCGCCCGUUGGGCAGAGCGCUUCCAGCAGCAACUGGCCGCGAUGCCAUGCGCCGCAGGGAGCUGGUGCACGAUGAGUGUGGUCGUGCAGCACUGGCGAUUGCUAUGUGCCUCAUCUGGCACGUUGGGAACGCGCGGGUCACGCAGGGCUCGAUGGCGGCGGCUUUUCCUAGUGGAUCACGGCGAAAGCUCGCUGUCCUUGCACCGCUCCUUGCUGUCAUGGCAACAACUAGCUGCUGGCCUUGCUCGUGGACGGUGCGCACUAGACAAAGGGAUUUGCCGCUUGAGGCUCGAUGCAGCUGCUACAACACUGGUUCUUCGUGUGUGGCAAGCUUGGAGCUACGAGACAGCCAAGACUCGAGCGUUCCGAGUCAUGGAGGAAGCGAUCGGAUUGCGUGAUGAUGGCCUCGAGCUUUGUGCUCGCGUUGCUCGGCAGCGGGAGAUGAUGGGGCCACCCUGGUCCCUGCUGGCAGUGUGGUGGUUCUGGGUGGCUAUUUGCCGCACCUCUCUUGGCACCGUCCACUCUAUCAAGGACGCAGCCCUCCAAGCUGGAGAUCAAGCCUGGCACAAGCUCGCACGCUGCACCGAACUGCAAGCUCUCUCCGCAGAGCGCACUUUGACGCCGGUUUGUUGCUGCAUGGCGUGGUUUGCCUGGGCGUCCACGAGUCGAGAGGCGUGGCUCACGCAACAGCGCAGAGCAGUGGAGGAGGCCAAGAAGCGGCCCGAGAUGAUGGCGGCAAGGUGCGCCACGUACCUAGAGGACUUUGAUGUGUCACUAUACCUCUCCACCACGAUGUCGGCAUGGAUACGUUAUGUGGCUUUGAGCCGCAUGGAGAAGUUCAAAAGCGACCUUGACCUCACGAGGGCCAAUUACAAGUUGGCACUCGAAGAACACACCGCGGCCUUGGAUGCAGCUGGAGUGAAGUACCAGGCAUCCUUGGACAAGAAGAGGGCUGAACUGAACGAGGUUCAGCAGAGAUACCUGACGGCGACUGCCAGCCGAAACGAAGCCGGGGAAGCCCUCGAGUCUCAGCUGAGCUUGGCGGAGGAGCAAAGCGUGAUGAUGGCAGAGGAGAAGUACCAGCGGGAAGCGAUGAGGUAUGAGGCUUCGCUGGAGACCUUGGCUUUGCGGCAACGUGUGACAGAGGACAGGCUGAAUGCAGAGGCUCAGGCUGCACAGGACAACGAGGCCCUCGUGAUGCAGCGCCACACCGCGGCACUGAAGGCCAUGGAACAGAAGCAUCAGCUCUCGCUGAAAGCAGCAGAGCAGAAGAUCGCACGUGCUUUGGAGAAGCAUCGCAUGGAGCUGGAGAUGAAGUACAAAAACGAAGCCGAGAAGAGGCACCAAGCGGCCUUGGACGAAGUCUUCAUGACCAUCGAGCGGCAGAGGGCAGAGCUGGCCGGUAUGGAGCGAAGUGAAGAGCUACUGCUGCAAAAGGCAGAGCUCUCCGAAGCACGCUGGAACGCUGAGAUCGAUGAUCUCCGCUCAUCGUCGCAGCAGCAGGAAGAAUUGCUGUCCCGGCAACAUGGAGGACAUGUCGAAGAAGCGCGGCGUGCUGCUCACCUCGAAGCACAGCAACAGUUCCAGAUGGCACUUAUUCAGCGGGAGGUCAUGCAAGAAGCUUCGGAGAUGGAAUGCCGCCUCGCCUUGCAGACUGCAGCACAGCAAGAAGAGCUGUCAACUCAGAGCCGGCAAGCUGCACUCCGUUCCGUGGAGAACAAACAUCACUUGGCAAUGCAUCUGUCGGAGCAGAAGAUCCAGCAGGCACUCGAAAGGCACCGUGCAGACUUGGAGUCGAGGUACCACGAUGCUCUCAUGCGCAAAGAGCAAGAGAAUGCCAAGCUUGCCAGUCGGUGUUCCACACUGGAGACCGAGCUCACAGCCUUCGAGAAGAAGGCCAAAACCACCCUGGAGACAUCACUGGAGGUUUCCCAGCAGCACCACCAUGCAGCUUCCCAAUUAGCAGCAGAAAGACAUGCUCUGACCCUGGCAGAGCGGCAGCUGAAGGCUGAUGAGAGGUAUGAAGCUCAGAAAGCUGUGGAAGAGAAGCAGCAGGCACUGCUUUGUGAUGCAGAGGAGAAACUGCUAGAAGAAAAAGAAGCCUCGGUGCAAAGGCUGCAGGAAGCAGUAGCGAACUGCGAGAAGGACUUGCGAGAAAGUCAUGAAUCGAAAUGCGAGAAGAUGGCCGAAGAUCACCAGAAUGAAGUCGUGAGGUUGGAAGCCGGCCUGGAAGCUGGCCAAAUCAAGUACCACCUGUCGAUUGAAAAGUACACAAACGUGCUCGAAGCCACUCGGCAGAAGCACGACAAGGCCAUGGAGCUGUUGAGGAAGGAACUGGAAGAGAAGCACAUCACGUCUAUAUCGGACAUGGACCACCAGUACAGCCAUGCCAUGUUGCAGUGCGAAGCUGUCGCUGAAUCGGCAGAAACCCGGCUGGAGCUUGUGGAGCAAAAGUUCACCAACGAAGUGGAGAGUUUGGAACAGUUGAACGAGCUCCAGAUGACCAGCAUGAAGACGGAUUUGGAGGAGCGCCAUGCCGCAGCUGUAUCUUCAGCCCAGCAGCAAAAGACGUUGAUGGAAGCAGAGCAGACUUGGAUGAGGGAGAAGCAAGAACUCAGUGAAGAAGCCUCCGAGCGGCGGGAGCAGAAUUCUGUGCAGAGGCUUACGAAGGAGCUGGAAGCGGCGAAGCUGAAGUAUAACCUCGCAUUAGAAAGACACGAAGGGGAGCUUGCAGAUCUGAAGUUCCAACACGAGACGGUCUUGAAGAGUCGAGAAACUGCUUUGGAGGCGCUGGCAGCAAAGCUGAAACAGACGGAGUUCCGGCAUGGAAAGGCUAUGGAAGCUGCUGAAGCGAAGUUCCGGAAAACCAUUGAUCGCGUGAAGAGGUGUGCCAUUGAAGAAGCCCGCCAGCAGAUAUUGGAGCAUCGAAGGAGAUGCAAGGCUUGCCAGCAGGAGCCUUUGCCCCUUGAGCUUCGCGCAGCCACCUCUACACCAAAACCGCCCGGGCCCGUGGCGAAGCCGAGGGAUCCUGAGCCCCCGCUGGAGCCGCGCAUCCGGGAGGUGGUGCCUUUGGAUCCGAAGCUGGUGGAGGUGACCCUGGAAAGCCUGAUGGUCGAGCGCAGUCGAAGUUGGAUCUGGGCGCAGGACAUGCAGCGGGCCGUCGACCAUGGCAUUGAGGGCAUCCUUGAGUUGCACGAGGCCAUGCUUCUGCUCUUGGAGCAAGCCGCGCGACACUCGCUGCUUCAAGGGCAGGAGGACUACAGAACUGAGAAGAUCCUGCGAGAGUUUUGUGAUUCCGACUCGGACCCGAGGGCAGAAUCGCGCAUCGCUGCUGUGAAGCAGCUGGUCGCUCGAGUUGGUCAAGUCAACCAAGAGUUGGGCAAGUUGCGAAACGAUCGGGCCGAGUUCUGGUACACGUUGCAUGAGACAUCGGAAGAAGCGGUUCACUUUCUGCGCCAGGCGAACGCGCUUCCUGCUCCGGGCCCCGCGGUCGUGAAGCGACUGGACUUCGAGAUCGAGGAGCUAUGCGACGACCAGAAGAAGAUGGCAGAAGCGUUCAGCGAGCUGGCGCUUCGCUUGAAAGCGGCAGGCGGAAGCCUGGAGAGCCUCCAGGAAGCACGCAGUUCCCUGCCCACGGGCGCACAUGGCUCACAGGAAGCAGAAGCACUGGACGAAGCAGGCGCAGAUGCACAGAAGCUGCUUGAAAGCUCCCGAGAGGCGGCUGUCAAUGCAAAGCUAGAACAAAGUUGGGUAGAGGCUGAGGCAUGCAGUGCGGCCUUUGUAACCGCUGUGGGAGAGGUGGUCACCGCUCUCCUGGCAGACGUCCGUGACCUCUUCUACCUCGUGGAUGGAUCAAACCUUCGACCUCGCUUGCGUCCACAUCCGGCGCUGUCAGCUCCAGCCCCAUCGGCACCAGAGAUCGAAGCAGACGCGAGGCAGAAGGGUGUAGCGAGAAAGUCCGGUUCCAAUCCAAGGCAGAUCAUCCACCCUAUGCUCGAGCCGCCGGACCCGCGGCAGACGUACGAGGCUCUUACUCUUUGCCAUCAUGUGCCUCCGUGUCUCUCGCAGAUGCUUGCGGGUCCUUCCCGAGUCUCGAGGAUCUGCCAGCUUCGUGAGAGCGCUUCAGCUUGUCCACACGCUACAGAUCACUGGGAGCUGGCUGCCCGGAGAGCUCACAGGAGGCCUCCCAUGUUUCAGGAGCAGAAGAAACUGGAGUACUGGAGGAACAUCCCGCAUCCAAUCGAGUGGCACAGAAGCUGCCGUAAGUCAUCGCCAGAACAUCAGCGAGUCGACGUUGCCGGCGGCGGCUGCAAAAGCUCGAGGUCGCAGGCUCUGGCCAGAUACAGUUGGGCCAGGCUGGCCAAGCCGGACGAGCUGUAUGGCAUCAAAGCGAGCCACUCGUCAAGACCAGAUCGAUGA
Molecule: messenger RNA, 6795 nt
Organism: Symbiodinium sp. CCMP2592
Lineage: Eukaryota; Dinophyceae; Suessiales; Symbiodiniaceae
Source: the annotation of a GenBank genome assembly